Messenger RNA from Lepisosteus oculatus (spotted gar), 7865 nucleotides. It is a transcript of the gene crfb12, whose product is annotated as cytokine receptor family member B12. Gene Ontology annotation, biological process: cytokine-mediated signaling pathway. Gene Ontology annotation, cellular component: plasma membrane. The record is from RefSeq and is a predicted model, not a curated record. NCBI's taxonomy places the organism in Eukaryota, Metazoa, Chordata, Actinopteri, Semionotiformes, Lepisosteidae. Gene Ontology annotation, molecular function: protein binding; cytokine receptor activity.
UACUUUUAAAGCGCUUUGAAUGGAGUGUCCAGAAAAACGCUAUAUAAGUGUAAGCAAUUAUUAUUAUUAUUAAUGCCAUGAUGUGUCUGUGCUGUGGCAGCGAUGGCAGGCUUGGCCGAUUGUGUCAGGUGACGCAGUGCAUCUAGGCCUUAAUCCGAAGCUAGUGAAGGACCAAUUAAAUUGUACCCUUGACAGUGUUCUCAAAGCCAGCAUUCCACACAUGAAUGGCAGCUGCCUUGUGGUGCUCCGGCUUCUUUACAUCAAAAUCCAAACAUAGCUUUGAUGCUGCAGGCAUGCAUCCCCAGACAUAUUUUUGAGGAAGAUGCACUUGGUCUACAGACCAAACCAGACAGCGCCUCUUGUGUCAGCUGAAGAGGUCACAUAGGCACCGACCUGGGACUGUUCAUGAGUGUUUUUGUGUAAUAAACAUGUCCUGAAGCUGGAAGUUUUUUUGAUGUCAUUUAAAGAUUCGUAAGCUCGUGUGAAGCAGUUUGUCAAAGCUGGCACAAACAGCUUGUUGGAAAAGUGCCUCCAAUUUGAAGCAUGCUAUGGAGUUCUGCUUCUCACACUUGUUAAGCAGUGGAUCUAGAUCUCCUUAUAUAUCUUUUUUUUUCCCCCAGAGUCCUCAAUAUCACUUCAGGUAUCAGUUAAACAGGCAAACAAAUCUCUAAAGCACUGGAGGUGUGUUUUCUGACUAGUCAAGGUCAGAAGCAGUUCUACCGGUCUGGGUUUUUGUUUACUGCAUUUGUACUGCAGGCAAACUGCUGCUAAAUAUAAUAACUAACAUUUAAAUUCAAAAGAGCUUCCAAGCUGGUGCAAAGGGAACAAUAGAACCACUGAAAAGUACAAUGCUUUGUGCAGGAGCUGUUGACAGAUGGUGCAGUAGCUCAACAGUGUGGUGAAGCAGAUUUGCACUUAUGCGUUGAUGUGUCCAAGGAGUGUCUAUGUUGUCCUUUUUGAGUUGCAGGGAUAAAACAUUGUUGCCAUGUGUGGGUCUUACUGCAACAAAAGCAGAUUUUGUUCAUUUUCUUACCCCAUUUGCUGUGCGCAUGAGACAUUACUCCUGAGAUUUAUUACUUUGCUUAGCUCUGUAAAAACACAUAUCCCAAGAUUAUGGUCUUGUCCUAAGAAUUGCGUAAGUGUCAGUGCGUGCCCCUGAAGGCUGCCCUGCCCUGAUAACCUUCCAGCCUGUGCCUCUUUCUAAACGUCAAGUAACUAGUAGGUAUGACUGAACAGAACAGGGGUAAAAAUUGGAUAAAACUGACACCAUGUGAAAGUUAGCAAACACAUGUAGUAUCAGGAAUGGAAGUUGAUAAUCGGGUGGAGUGUAAUAGUCUUAAACACAGACUACAGUUGCCUAGUUAUUUGAUGGAAUUUAAUUUAUUUGAAAUGGCAUCCAUGUUGCACACAUUACCUACUGUUGAAUAGAUCUCAUGUUCAGCUUGUCAAAAGCAUAUCUGUACACAGUUGCAAUUGUUUUUAAUUAUGUACUUCUUAAUUUAUUCAGAUAUUGUUAUCCUGUCAUCAUUGCUUUGGGAAUUCUGAGAUCAUUGUUGGUAUUUAAUGGGGUAAAGGCACAAACAGGAAGUGGAAUUAUAUCCAGUUGUUUCUAUCCCCACAGCCUCCUUCAAGAAUAAGUAAAAACUAAUGCCCAAUGUAAAAUAAAGUUUUAGAAACUGUUCUCAAUGUGUGGGUCAUUGCUGUUUUAAGAUUAAUGUUAUAAUAGUGAAGCGCUUGACCAUUUAAAAAUCAUUAUUUUUAAAUUUUCCCAGAAUAGUUCAUUUUUAAUUUAAGCAUUUAAAUCUUUCUUUUGUUUAAUUAUUUGAGUAAUAAUACUAGCUGGAAUAUGUAUUUUAUGGGAAAUGUUGUUGUUUUGCUUUGCAACUGGUUGUUGUUUUUACAUGUACUAAUUUGAGCAAUAACAGCUUAGCUUUUCCCAUCCAUCCACUAUUGGAAAGGAGCCUUUUUCUGGCAGGGAUCAGGGCAAACCUACCAACAACUCUUCCAUAAGCACAUGGCUCAAAGUGGACAAAAUCCAAUGUUAAGUAGAGUUUCCCUUCUGUCUGAAAGGCAUAGUGCAAUUUGACUGUAAAAGGGUGAUUUACUUCCACCAGUAUGUCCCAUUCCAUUUUUGGAUCGAUCCCUCACUUUCAAACACAUUUUCUUCAGCACUCACUGGACGGGCAGCAUUUUACUGCAGGACACACGCAAGAACAUGGGGCUAAUACAGAGAUGCCAUCAUAUACACAGCAUCUCUCCAACCAAAUUGUUCUUUAAGCCUCGUCCCCUUUCUGUUUUAAUGGCAGGGUUUCAAUGCCAGCUUGUCUCGAAGCACCCCAGUGAACAUGGAGCCUUGCGGUGAACCUGACUAUCACCCUGGUGUAAAAAUACUAAAUACCUUCUGUCCUUCUGGGUGGGAAAAGGAAAAGAUUCCAGAAGUAAAUUGCUCAAGCCACUUCUGUACCAGGCUUUUCUCCCCCUCCUCAGGGAAGUGCCAUGCCCUGCUAUAAACUCCUGGGGCAAGCGAGCACAGUACCUCAGGCCUGCGUUAUUCAGGUGCUGUCACACCACCACCACCAGUUCUGUGCCUGUGGUCAGAAACCAAAUUUUGUAACACUGUUCCCACCCAAAUAAUGUGGAAGGUUAAAGUCUCGACAAUAAAAAACAUGCAUCUCUUCCGUUGUCUUACUGCGCAUGUUUGCAUAAACAUCUCGAUACUGUUACUCAGCUAAAUCUAAAUUGGAAUAGCAUGUGUUGCAGCAGAAAUACCACCCCCUCAUCCCCAUUACGCUCAUAAACUCUUUCUCUGCAAGUUUAUCCAGUGAUUCACACACAAACCUCCUGCGAAGGUGCUUUAAUGAGCCGUCUUUAUCCUGGGCCGUUUGCAAUGUGCUUUGUGAGUUGCUGAAGUGCACUGCCUAAAAAAGGUCACAUAUUUCAGGCUGUGAAUCUCAACACAGUGUGACGUUUGUGUGUCACUAACAAGCUCAGCAGGCAUGGUCCCCUGAAUUUUUCAAUCUGGCGUUGUCUCAAGGCUACAUGCGAAACUAAGAGAAAUACCACAAAGCUCAGUGACGCAUAGUUUUGGCCUAUUUGCCUAAACACAUUAAUUAAAACCAGCAGAACAUGAAUUUCCACAUGUAAAUGUGUGAAAUCCCCAAGAAUGAUUAGGAUCCUGUUUUGAAAGCUCUCAGUUUCCAGUGUUUAGCUGCAGGCUGCAAAGGUAUCUUGCAGAUUACAGCCCAGUAGAUGGGAUUGGAAAGCAACAAUACUUGCACUUAAUAAUAUUGCUUAAAGAGCUAUUAACAGAGUAAAAAAAACACUAAUGGGGUCACUGCAGCCCUAUUCCAAUUCAUGUUUUUUUUAAUAUACCGUAUGUACUGAAGGUUGAAGAGCUGGUUUAUCUGGUCCCAUACUGUUGAUUUAUAAGGAAACAUAACAUGAGUUGUUCCGUGUUCUCACUUGCUUUAUCUGUUUGGCAGUCCAGUACUCUGUUUCAGGAACAGUCCAUUCAGGUCUCUGUUCUCUGUCUCUGCUCUAUGAAGGUGAUAUUUCUCCUGGUUGGGUUUACUGCAGCUGAAUUUGUGUUGCGGCGUAAAGCAAGUGCAGGCCUAUGGCCAGUCUGCAGGGCUGUACAUGCUCUGUGCUGAAUGUGAGGCUAUGGACUUGUCUCUCUUAUCGCAGCACAAUCACACUUCCUCAUUCCUCCCUGGUGACACACCGCCCCACUCUCUGCUGCAUGUUCAGGACACAUUCAGCCUCCACACCCUCUAGCUCUCCCAUCUUCUUGUUCCUUCUCUCGGUGUCGCCCGGCAGACACCCUGGAGAUCAGCUGGAGGUCUGCAGCUGCUGAUGAGCCUCUCGAUGUCCAGCCUGAUCUUCUGGAAGAGGGACUGACACCUGAACCCCUGGAAAUCUGAUGAUCUGAUAUGCCAGUGUUGGCAGGGCUCUGUACCUUUCCUGCAGUGCAAUUCUGUAAUCCUGCUGGAUGGAUCGUGUGGGCAGGAUGCCCCCCAGAUCAUCUGUCCCAGAUGCCAUGAGGGGACCCCAGCCUCAGCCCUGCAAUCUGCGGAGAACAGCCUGCACAGAGAGAAGGGAGCAGCCCCCUUUCUGCACGCUGCCAGAAUGAGGCGGUUCUUCCCCACGGCGGCAGUGUUCCUCUGUCUCCUCUGCUGCAACGUCACACCCUCGGCAGGCGGGCUCUCUCCCCCAGUGAACCUGAACGUGGCCAUAGUGGAUUUCGUCAGCCAAGUCCAGUGGACCCCAGGACUAGGGGCCCGCCCGGGCACUCUCUACUCCUUACAGAUGAAAAACACAUUACUGGGCUUAAAUCAGACGUGGGAGCAGGUUGAAAACUGCACUGCCAUCGAGUCAACGAGUUGCAGGCUGCCGCUGUCGUUUGCCGACAUCUACGGGUACUUCUUCAUCAGAGUGAGAGCCACCUGGAACGGGAGAGACUCAGACUGGUCCCAGACGAAGCAGUUCCAGCCCUACAGAGAUUCUGACAUGAGCCCCCCCAUCACCUCCCUGUCGUUUAGCGAGCAGUCCAUCUCUGUGCGCGUUCACCACCACAUAGCGCCACUGUGGAGAAGCCUGCAGUAUGUCAUUGAGAUGUAUGAAACCAGGAAGCCAAAGACAGUGCAGCUGGAGUACCUGUCGAACGUCUCCGGGCAAGCCAUGCAUUGCUUCGAGGGACUGAUCCCACAGUACCGCUACUGUGUGAGAGCCAAGGUCAUCGCCCACACAGAGAGCCCGCUGUCCCCUGAGAAGUGCAUCUCACUGCCCAGCAAGAGUGCAGUCCACAACUGGAAAAUGGUGAGCGCCGUGAGCUGUGCCCUCCUCCUGCUUGCCUUCCUGGCAGUGACCUCCAUCCUGCUACUGUUGUGCUACCUGCGGCCCAAGCCUUCGGCGUGCCAGACACCCCGCACACUGAUGAUUUUCAGUGAGGAUCCAUGCUGGAGACAAAACCUCAAGAAUGUGGUCUGGAAUCCGAAAGGCACACUGGUAUCCAGCCCUGCAGUGUCUGCAUGGCACUGUUCCACUGCGCUGGGCAAGUGGGAGUCACAGGAUGAUCAGUUCCCCUCUGACGCCUUGGUCUCCAGUGAAGUGCCCGAUUCCCCCACCAGUCUGCACGUGUACUGCAAGAGGUGCUCGCUGUUCCUGGCACAGGGAGAGGAGGAGCCAAGCCCCACGGAGAAGCUGGAGCCACAAGAGCCUCCAACCUCUGGACAUGACACAGAUGAACAGGAACUGGGUCCUAGCUACAAGCAGGAAUUUGGGACUGAUGUGGCUGGACAGCCAUUUGAUAAAAUCUUAGAGGACAGUGGGGGCUUCUCUGAGCUUCCUAGUUCCAAUCUGCCUCUGGAUCAUGGACCUGCUGAAGGUGUCCGACCCAAGUUCAGUGAAAUCUACUACAAGACCGCUGGUGACUGGGAUACAAGUGCCAGUGGUGUGAUGUAUGGCGACCCACAGCUCUAUAUCAGUGUCCUGGGGCUCUGUCAGGAGGCCUCAGAGGAGCCUGUUUGCGCCCCUGCUUUGGUGGAGUCAGCAGCCUAUGAGCAGACCCUGCUGGGCACAGCUAAUCGCGUCUUGCCCACUGGGUAUGAAUGGCGCCCAGACCCUUGUGCACUUUGAUGUAAACGGACACUUGUCCUGUCUCACUGUGACAGUUCCUGCACGUUCUGACCUGGUUUGAUACCUCCUCCGCACCUUGCAACUUCUCAGAGCAGUUCUCAGGGCAUGGUCCUUGUCCACUCUUGAGGGCAUGUCUGCUAGAUAGCAGAGGAGCACCAGAAUAGGCUGGCAGCCUCCUGCAGCUGGAUUAAAAGCGAUGAGGUGAACCUAUGUUGUAACAUCAACUGGACAAUGCAUUCCUAGCCAGGAAUUCCAAGUCUUAAUAAUCUCUGACUACUAAAUAAAUCACUCCUACCCUGUAUGGUAAUGUGUGUGCUAGUGCUUUAGAGACAAUUCUUUGCAGCUUUAGUGCUAGCUGCAUUUAUCCAGGGGGUGAGUGAAAGAGGAAGAUUUUUUAGGGGACCUGCCUGACCAAGUCAUUCCUCAGUCUGUCUCACUUGGACCUGAGGUUGGGGUCACACAUGGGCAUCAGACUACCUCACACCCAUUCCCCCACCAGGCACAGAGAGGCAGUGGCACAAAGCUUGGACAGAUUCCCACCCAGGGGACAGCCAGGGCUCCCAAGACAGGAGAAAGCCUUUAGAAGACACUGAGUGAACCUGCUGGCACCAUACUGAAAAUUUCAGCGUACAGCAAUUGCAACACAUUCAUGUUCAGGUUGGGCUCAAGCACUUUUAUGCGAUGCAUUUUAAUUCUGGGUGCUGUAUUGUAAAUGUGGUCCCCAUGGGAGGGCACAGACAUUGUUGCAUCUCUUCAGAACACUGCACACAGCAGAUACUUUCUGUGGCAGACGUAUUUCUUUCAUGCAGCGAUUUGGACAGCAGCAGCUCCAGCAGGAAGCAGGAUUGCUUCCUGAUGUUGUUGCUGAAUAUUUGCAUCAAAGGCCUGGAUUAAGAACAGGCUAGCUACAUAACAGAAUACAAUGGGGUGGAGACUCUAGACUUUGUCUAACUAUGUCUGGGUUCCUGCUUUUUCUUCAAUGGGCUCUGGCUCCUGAGACCCAGCCUGUUUGGAGCAGUGGAUCCUCAGCAGGUGAAAUGGGAAGACUAGCACUGGCGUCUGCAGAGCAGGACCAGUUGGCUGUCCUGCAGGCCUUUGAAGAAACAUGCUGCACUGCUUGGAAGUAAAAACCUUUCCCAGCAGCAUAAUUCUCAUAUAGAAAUGAGAGGUAAACCGCGGUUCUUUAGUCACGCGGUACAUACCAUGGUGCGUUUUAGCGCAGGUCACUCAAGCUGGUGCUAAUCUUUUCUGAAGCUCCCCUCUCUGUCAGGGGCCCAGUAGUACCAGUCCAGAGCUCUUUGUUUUGUGUUUUGUCAGAAUUCAUGGUGUAAAAAAACGAUAUGUGAAAGGAUUCAUCCUGUCCAUGUGACUUGUGCAGCUAGGAUCUAUGAUCUUCUACUGUCAAGUAGGAGGUUCACGGGAGAGUGUUCUGUUUGCUCAUAGAUACAGAUCAGACCUGACAAAAAUGUUACCUUCUGCUUGACGGUGCUUUCGUGUAAUGAAGAGAUUUACAUCCCUGCUGCUGUAGGAGGCUGCACAUUGCCUCGUAGCCCAGGGGGCCUGGUGAAACUGCCUGUGCACAGUACAUAGAUAUAUAGAUAUAUGUAACUGCCUUUGCUACCUCUGGCUUUUUUCAUGUGUUGUUUUAUUUUUGGUGCACCUGUUGCUUUGCAGUCAAUAGGCAUCCAUGGUAAAGGGAAAAGCUCCAUGUUUUACUUACCUACUGCAUCUGCUACCUGCAAUGGUUCCAGUGAAAAGACAGGUGCUCGUGUCUUGGCAGACCCUGUCUUCCCAUUUUUCUCUAGGUCUUUGUGCUCUUCCAGACCCCAGCUUCACUAAUGGACAGUUACACAUGAGGAUACGCCAUUCGGCCCAUCUGGCUACUGUCAUUGAUCCCAGGAUCCUGUUGGUUGCCUAUCAGGUGCCUCUUCUUUCUUAAGUCAAGUCAAAUUAAAUGAAGUUAAAAAAAAAUGUGGAACAGAAGGUUUUGGAAGAAAACAUUCUGCUUGUUCAAAGCAAAAAUUGGAUUCUGAAUCUUAUUUUUUUCAUCAGUGUUUUUUGUGUUGUCCGAUAGCACACUUUUAUGCACUAGAUUUUAUUUUCCAGGUUACUGUUAAUUUGUAAAGAAUGUUUCAAUUUUCAGUUAUAAAUAUUGGCUGUGUUAUUAUUUUUGCUUGUAUCUGUCUCUGUUGUCUUUGGUAUUGUUUUACACUAAAAUGUUUUGAGAUUGU